Pocillopora meandrina is the source of this 9721-nucleotide messenger RNA. Lineage: Eukaryota; Metazoa; Cnidaria; Anthozoa; Scleractinia; Pocilloporidae. The record is from the annotation of a GenBank genome assembly.
UUGAGAUAAAUAUCCGUCACUGGAGAUUUGAACGAUCAGUUCUAACAGAAGCGAAGUGUUACGGCUGUUUUAAAUAACCCUUGAGAUAAAUUCUUACCAGUCAACGUUGCUCCGAGAUUUGCGACGAAAACAUUCCAAUUUGUUAGGAAAAUGGUUCUCUCUGCGAUAACAAAAGCGCCAGAGGUGAGUGCAGGUAUUGAUUAUGUAGCCGGGAGUUGCUCCUCCCUCAACGUGCAAUUUUGCACGAGCCUAUCACUUUGAAAGCAUUUUAGCGAUAAAUAUCGUUUAAGGAAAGUUUUUGCGAAGUUUCUGGAGUAGAAUGUUUUUCAUUAUUUAUUUCAAUUUUGUUUCCAUUUCAUAAAAAAAAAAACUCUAAUUUGACGAAAAAAGGAAAUCGAUGUGAAAAGCUGCUUUUUCGCAAAGAUAUAAUUUGUUACAGGAAAAAGAACUGAGGGAAAAUGAAAUCUUCGACGAAACCUGAAAUAAUGAAUAUUGUCAGUUUACGAGAAAACUUUCCAAACAUAAAAUUGAGAACAUAGGUGAACGAUCCAUUCCUCCCUGAGAAACGGCCUUGGAUUUAGGCCGGUUUCCAUUUUAAAGCGGGCGGUAAAGCCAAGAUUUUUGAAUAAGCAAGCAGUCCAAUUUUAGACACUUUUAAAAACAUCCAAUGGCAUGUCUGAUUAUUUCAGAUGAGAAAAGAUUGUGAAAUUGACGUGACAUUCCGCACGUUUCUUGUAUCAGAUUUCUGGAAACUGAGACAUUUUACAGAGAGGAUCCCAACUUCCUUGUUAAUAUUGGCAUCAACUUAAAAAUAACUUCUGCAAAAAAUUGGGUCUUUACGUAGCUUUCAUAGAAAUAUUUCUGUGUAGUCUCCGAUAGCACUUUAGCUACUUUUUGCAGAUACGGAAUUUGGUCGUGUUUUAUAUGUAUUUUAUGUAGCUCUAUGGAUUUAUGGUUUCAUUUAUCAUUUCAUUUUCGUCAUUUUCUUUUCAGAUAAUCCCUCUCUUGGUGAUUAUGGGAACUGCGACUACUGGAGCCACGGCUUUUCUGAUAAGACAAGCCACAAAAAACCCUGAGGCAUGGUAUGUGGCACUCAUUUAUUUUAUCCGAAACUGAUCAAUAGAGCACUUCCCAAGGUUUCGUCUGACGCUUGACGUGAUGCAUGGAUUGCAACAGCUUUAUUUUUCAAUCAUAACUGUUUUUUUUUUCUUUUUGACAGCUGGGACAAGAAAAACAACCCCCAUCCUUGGCUUAAUAUCAAACCAGAUGAACAAGUGAAGGUGAACAAGCAGAAUUCUUACAGUCUAUUUUCAUUUCAGUGGAAACGUCGGGAAAAAGUAUUAUCAUAAAAUUUACUUGCUUUAAAUUAAUGUCAUGAUAGAGAUGAAACAUCGAAUCCUUGGUGAGUGAUAACUGAGAGCCAAAUUAAGAAAUUAAAAUUGUCCUGGAUGAUUUUCAUCGGGAGAAAAUGGAGUCGCGUUCUUUUGCUUUACAGCGCUGGUCUUAUACUUACAGUCAAGAGAAAGUCCAUUAUAUUUAUAAGUCCGCUAUAUUUCAAUAUAUUUAUUAAUUCGUGUAUUUUUUCAUUAUUCAACCGACAGCUUUACAAACCUUCACAUCCCUCAGCCGCUGAUGGAAAACGCUGAGAACGUGGAUUGUGAUGGCGAAAACAAUACAAAGGUCCGCGGAAAACUACUAUAAGUUUAAUGUUACAAGAAAAAUUCAACAUUCCAAAUAAUGUAUUAUAUAUUUAAAUCAUGAAAAUAAUUUAUAUCAGGACCAUAAGUAUUAUUUAAUGGCAGGAACGUCCAAAAAUAUGCGAAUGCAGCAUGAAGAUGCAUGAGGGUCUCGAUUGGGUCAACUGUAAAACGGCUAAAAAAUUUAGCCGUAAGGUGUAAAUAUUGACAAACUUCAACCAUUAGUCUAGAGAAGAAAGUUCACCGUGAAAAAAAAUUUUGAGUGACAACAAUGGAAAGAUACUAACCGUUAGCCGUGAAUUGGCCAAAAUUUUAACUGUUGGCCGUAAAAACCGUCACUCAAUUGAGACCCUCGUGUAUGGUCACUUUCAGAGAAAACAACUGUAUCCUGUCGAUUCCUACUGGAAACACUAUUUCGAGAUCGUUAAAAACUUAAAUGAAUGAUGUGUCUAGUAUUAGGCGUGUACGCGUGUGUAAAUAUAUCAGACCUAAGGCGACUAAAGUUUUAUUAAAUAAUUAUUUGCAUUCUAUCUUGUGUAAUUUUCAAUUCUUUUACUGCGAAGUAUUUAGAUUUGAAUGACAGAUCAAAACAACUGAGAAGCAUAUUUUUCAUUCGAUUCAGUUAACCUGCAUGAAAGAAGGGGCUCGUUAAAGUUCAUGCGAGUACACGACACCCUUUCCAGACGCAUUGUCCAAGAAUGUACAAAGAGGAAUUAACGCGAACCAGAACGAGAAUUGAGAAGUCACUAAUCGUAAUUCCUCGAUACCUUGGAAUUCACCAGGGAUAUCGAUAUAUAGUAUAGGAAAGGAAGUUAUUGGACGAAACUUUUCGGUAGGUCUAAACGAACCUAUGGCGAUCUACAAAUAUCAUCUGGUCAUCAAAAAAAAUAUAUACAUUUGCCCCAUCAGGAUAAGCACGCCUUAAGCUUGAUGAAAAAUUAGAAAAAAAAAAGGACUUAACACUCGGUUAGAAUUACAACAAUGUUAGGUUCACGUCAAUGUUUUUUUUUUCGAUGCCCGACAUCUCAUUGGAUAUCCAAACAUAGCUUCUAUUUACACGGAUCACACCUUUGUAAUUUUAAUGAAAGGAUGUUGCAUGUUUUUUUCUUUACGUGAUGUUUAGCAUGGCUCUGGUGGUGAAACUGAAAAAUACAAAAUGUCGAUAUUGGUUUUUGAAAUCCAUUAUGUGAGCGGUGAAUCAUUUCCUUUGUUUCCAGAGGCAAAUAUGGCUGAUAUUCACGCAAACUACCCAGCUGCGUAGAAUGAGUAUAAUUCCGGGUAGGACGCGUGACGUCACACAUGUCAUUUUCAGUUUAUUUUGGUUAUUUAUAACCCCUUUCAGUUCAGAAUACAGGUGAAGUGUUUCGGACCACUUUGGCAGCGUUCCCUGCAAAUUAUCGCCUCACUAAGCUUGCAAAAGCGUUUUAAUUGUUCCCUUUGAAGAUCUAAAAUGGUCCUUGCUUUGCUCAGAAAAUCACCAGAGGUAAGGCUGGUCAGUUUUUAUCAAUUUUCAAACCAUACAAAUUCGCGAUUAUCAGGAAAUGUCGUUCCGUGCAAUUCUACACGUACAAGAGGUCUUUCAAAUGCGCUUAUCGAUAAGAGAAAAAGAUGGGCUCGGGGAUCAUGCGGAAUUCUUCUCGACGCUAAAGGAAUUGGUCUUGCAUUUUUUUUGUGAAACUGGUGGAAGAAACAGCCACAAAAGCAGCAGAUUUUUUCGUUGCCACUGAAAAUUUCGUAGUUUGCACUACGGGUGUGAAUUCAUUAAUACGAAAAUUUCAUUCCACUGACAAAAUGAAUGUCGCGCAAAACGUUUCAUUCGCAAAGCUUUACAUCAAACAGAUUUGAGUUUUUCCGCAGUCUCAUCAUACUCCAAUGUUAUUAAGAAAGUUACUGAUUUAAAGAGGAAAAUAUUUUUUAAACGUUGAAAACCUUGCUGAAGAUAAUUAAAGGAACAACUUUAUGUAGAUUAUCUUCUUAAAGCUAGCCAGACGGCUGGGCUUUGACAUUUCAUUUGAAUUUUAAAGCAACACUGCUUGCUUAUGUGAAAACGCAAAAAGCAAUAAAUGACAGUUUUACGACACAGCAAACCAUUCAACAAUUCUUUUGCUGUAAACAAUUCUGAUGAGCAGAAAUUCAGUAGAGCUUCGUUGCACGGACAGGGGUCAGGACCUGCGAUUUACAUCAGAACUACUAUGUAGAACAUAGCAGUUCUGAUGUAAGAUUAUACUUUACGUAUGACGUACUAGGUCGAUAGCCGAAAAGCAACAAAAAAUGGAAUUCGUGUCAAUUUAACUUACGAAGGAUUCUCUGUUGCCAAGUGGCAAAAAUUUGUUUAGUUUAUUCCUUAUUCCUAACUUCCUGUUCGCAGCUGACACCUCUAUUCGUGAUUAUUGGCGCUGGCUGUGCUGGAGCUGUGGCUUUUACGAUCAGACAGGCAACGAAAAACCCUGAGGCAAGGUAUGUUUUAACUUAGAAAAUUAAAUGAGAAAAGUCGAUUGAUUAUUGGGGCAUGAAAUGAAAAAGGUUCAUUAAAAAAGUACGAAAAAACCCAUUUCAAAGGCAACCUUGUAUCUAAGCAGAAGUGUUCUACGGAUUAUAACCUCUUUCGAAAAAAUUUCAAACGCUUUCACAGUUGUUUCCAUUCCUUUAGAGGAUCAGGAUAGAACGAGUUGAUUCUAAUAUGUUGUGCUCUUGGUUCACUUUUCUCUGACGGGGUAACAUAUUUAACGUCAAUUAAUGCAAUAAUUUGUAAUUGUCGCAGAACAAUGUAAUUUGAUGCUUAUUUUGUCUCCUUGCAUGAGGUGACGCAUGUAAUUUGGGACUCCUGAUCAAAUAUCGGAACAGGAAGAAAAAAAUACAAUUCUCUUAGUCAUAAAUAAUUUUCCUCCUUCAGCUCACGUACUUAAUGUCUUCUUCGUCCAACUCACGACCGUACUGAUCAAUUUAAGUCUGAACAUCAACUGAACAAUUCUGUUUUCUCCAAUGGUCUGCUUCUUAAUUUGACUGACUCCAUUAUCAUGCUAACUCAAAAGCAAAGAUUAUCUCUAUGACAGUUAAUUGUGACUCAAUAUGACUUAAUCGUCACUCAAGUUGUCACGGACUUGCCUUGACUUUAAUACUGAAGAGAUUGAAGAGUCCAAAGGGAUCUUGAAAGCGAAAUUCGCUUGAAGUCUACAGUUUACCCAUCUUUUUGUCCUGAUCGAUCUCAGAGAUUUAACCUAGGCCGCACUAUUUCGUCAUACAUGAUUGCAGUUUGAUUACACUUUCAUCUGUGGCAUGUUACACGGCGUUUUGUUUUGACAGUCAUUGUACACCUUCUCACUUGACUUCUUGAUCGCUGAUCAACUUGUGAUUUACGGAUGAUGUAAUUUUUCUUUUCUUCCUAAGAUUCUAAACAAAAUUUUUUUCCACUAAACUUCCUUAUGAUUUUGCAAAAGCAAAAACGAGUACUUUUUGUCAAUCGAAAAAAUGCCACAUCGCCACAUAUUUACAUAAAGCUUUGUCUAUAAUAAGUGUCUAAUGAAAUAUUACUGAGGAAUUGGGAAGAUAGUUUUUUUUCCUAGAUUCUUUCAUUUCUUUCGAAUAUUAUAUAACAAAAGAGAGCAAGUUUUCUCUCGUGAGGGGUGCAGAACCUGUUAAUUGCCCAUCGCGCUACUUCUGUGAAAUUUUUCGAUAUUUUUCUCAUGUCAGUCUACACGAUAAGUUCUAAAAUGAUCUUUAGCUUUCAAACGGGAGCGUUACUUUGCAGGAACUAGGCGCAAAUGGUGAAUUCGCUGGCAGGAGGGAAACAUGUUAUUGUCCAAAUAAGAGGGGAGUAAGACAUGAGAGCGGGUAUAGGAAAGAUCGACCUUGUAAGGGACGGUUUAUAUUGAUGCAAUUUGUAAGCAAAAUUACCUCACUUCAUGUAACAAACACCUCAGACCUGAAUGCGCAACUCGGGUAACCAAAUGCGUUUCAAGUGAUUCUUACAGGAUAACCUGCGAUCGGGUGUUUUUCUCCGUAACCAGCAGCGUCUAAUUUGUCGGCGUUCUCGCUGUUGCGUUUUGCAUUCACACCGAAAAAGAAAUGCAUGUUUGAAUAUGUGUGUAUUAUCUUGCCUCUACGAUCUUCUAUCUGAACUAGCUUGGUGUCUUUUCUUUACAGCUGGGACAAGAAGAAUAACCCUCAUCCUUGGCUCAAUGUCAAGCAUGAUGAACAACUCAAGGUGAGCAUUUACAGUAGUUUUACAAUUCCCAUCUCGACAAAGUGUUUCUCAAUUCUUAGAAAAUGCCCUAAAUGGGGAAUCACAAAAAUUUACAGAACCAUAUCAUCAAUUAAAAAUUUUUUUUCGAUUCUGCAGCUGAAACAAACAUUUUAAUUUUUCCAACAGCUUUACAGUCAUACAGAUUACUCAAAGCUUCAAAAAGCCCGACCAGAUGCGGAAGUGCAAUGAGCCUUGGAGUGCACGGAAAAGAUUACCAGGGAGUCAGGAUAAGGCCCACUGGGUUUGCAUUUGAUAAGAACUCUUAUAGUAAAUUAUCACAUGAUAUUAGAUACUUAACACCUAGCAAAUACAUGGUAGCUUCAAGAGAUGUACUUUUCAUUAUAGAUCUUAAGUUGUUAUUUUUCUUUGAACUGUUCUAACCAAUCUACAAAAACAUUAGCAUUUCAAAUGAGAUUCAAAUAUUGACAUGACAAACAUAGUUUGAAAGUCUUUAAUCUGUAUAAGCCCUUGCUCUUGGCUGAACUUUGAAAAUAAAUUUUUCAUUUUGACGAAACAUAGUUCUGUUAAAUUUUCAUUAAAAAAUUGUGUUCCAUUAAUGUUUAGACAAACACAACAUAUUCAAUUUUACCUCUACAAGAAAACUCGUCAAAUCCUUUUUUUAAGUUCCUAUAUUGGUAUCAGUACUGUGCUUGUUUCAUUAAAUAUGCUUAACAAAAACUUUUAGAUAAAAGUAAAAGACUAAAAACGUAAAGGUCUCCACCUUUGGAGAGUGCUCUCACAUUUGAGGUGACAGGAAAAAAAGGGAAAGUCUUCUGUGUUUGAAGUUUUUGACUGAUAAUUCAUUGGACGAGUCUUGCCAUUAUAAUUACUGAGUCCCUUCCUAAGGAGUUCCUUUCAACUGACGCUCUGCACACGAGUGGUAUGCAGUAAUUAUAAACCAGAAACAUACGUGAACACUUCAUACUAUUGUAGUUAUAAGUCAGUUUGCACAUUAUGGCAGAACUCGACAAUGAGAUCUGUUACGUUAUAAGCCAUUUUGAACAACGUGCUCCGUGUGCAAUACGCCUGCGUAUUUAGUGGCCUUUUGGGGCGCUCUACAUCUGAAAAAAAGGGCGGAGUUGCUGCGACGCUUUUUUCAAAUUGCCAAUUUUUUCGUCCUAAGCCUGGCACAGCUUCACCGGCGCUCGAUUAUCGCUUUUAAGUGCACAGAAAACCGCUAACUACGCAGGCAAGUGCAUGGCUACAGUACUGCUACUUAGAUUUAAGCUCGCUUCAUCAUUCUAUGCCAUAGUUCUGUUGCCUGUGCAGACUGGCCAAGUUGAUUUCUCUAUAUAUAUUUAAGGUAAAAUAGUCCAUGCCUUUUCUGAAAACAUGUCGUGAUUGCACUUCAGAAUUUUGAGAAGAAAAUAAAGCUAAAUAAAAAUACUUUAUGUAUAUUUUCCUUGAUUGCAGCAUUGAUAGUCUAGAUUUUCUCAGUCUCUUUAUUUGUUAAUGUAGCUAAAGACUGUUCCCCUAACAAUUUCGCCGUAUUGUACUCCGUAACUGUGACGCAAUAUUUUGCUUAGCCACCAAGCCUUUAAGGGUCCGGUUUCGUGCGAACGCCAUCUUGGAAGAGCCUAAUCGAAUCUAGCUUUAACAUCGUUUUUCUACUGUUUCGACCAAGUAACGGCUAAAAUGGCUUUUACUUAUCUGAGAAAACACCCCGAGGUAUGAUUGUGGUUUUAAGCUGGACUAAGUUAUUCUAAAGUAUUAGCUGGGUGUUUGUUUGAUUGGUGUCAGUGUAAGAUACAUGUAGCUUCUAGAGUUGAGUUCAUUUUAGAGUGUGCGUAUCGAUAAGCAGGCAAGCUUACUUCUUGAUUUUUGCGAUUCCUUCGUCAGUUUGAUCUUCCAAAUAAUGAACUACCGUUUUUUGUUAAAGAAACCUUCAAGGUUGUCCUAAAAAAUGAUAUGAAAGCAAUGCUAAGGUUAUUGUAUUGUAAUUAAUAUUGAUAGUGACGUAUUAUGUAUUGUGCUUAUUUACUUGACGAAGAUCACGGGUAAAACUACUGAAAAAAAUGCAGAAUUGUACUUCUGGAAUCCGACAUCAUAGCGAAGUUGUGAAAUUGCUCUAACAGCAAAUUCUUCUCACUAAUUUAAAAGGAAAUGUAUAGCAGCUGGAGGGGAGAGUUAACAAUCAGAUCAAUUAUGUCCCUGGGUUAGGGUCCCUUUAAUCUUGGGUUGAAAAUUAGCCAUUGCAGUGUCUGUGUCAUUUAACACUUUAUCUUUUAAUUUUUUUCAGUUGAUUCCACUCUUUGUUGUGGUUGGCGCUGGUUGUGUUGGAGCUGGUUAUUACUUAAUGCGACUGGCUACUAAAAACCCAGAUGCUACGUAUGUACAUGAAAAAUUAAUUGACUUAAACAAGUGAUAUAGAUAAUACCUUUGCAUUGAGGAUAAUCUUCCUCUACAAAUGUGAUCCUUGAGGCUUUAAGUUACUGUAUGAUCGAAAAGAUAACUUGAAUUCUUGCCCAAGAUACCUGUCUGAUGAGUCUAUAUUUGCUGUAAAAAAAGAUCAACUUUAUCCCCUUGUCUAGACCAUCCCUACUUUAUAUACUUUUGUAUCCAAGCUCAAAGCUCUGUUAGUUUCAUGUAUUACUUUACCAGCCGAGAAUUCUUUAACCCUUUAAACUCUUAGAGUGACCAGCAUCUAAUCUCUAAUAACAAUAAUACUGCUGAAUCAAUCAUUAAAAUCGCAAGGAUAAAGGAAACAAUUGCCAACCUGAGAAGCUUUGAUUGUUAAACAAAUUCUCCUCGACAGCACCCAAGAAAAUGUAUAGAGAAGAGUAAGGAGAGAAUGGAUACUGAUGUUAAGGGUGUAAAUAGUUAAGUUGGAAACAUAACUAAAACAAGUUCCAAAUUUUCUUUUCACAACUCAUGAUGUGACCUUUUCAGCUUCUGAAAGUGUGGGAUGUGUUAAGUGAGAAGUCUCCUAACUGAAACAUCACUGUGUUAAAAGGCACUUUUCUCAAAAGUUGUCUGUUAACAGAAUUGUCUUUAAGUUGAAUGUUACCAAAGGCGUUUCACAAUGUCUUCAAAGCAAGAUAAAUGUCUCGAAACUUAAGACCUGAAUUCCUACCUUAACUUAGUUUUGAAACUCUUUCUGUGAGUCUGUUAGUGUUGACCAUAUAAACAUUUUAGUAUUGACAUAUUUUGAACUUUUUGUGUGUUUUACAUGGUAGCUGGGACAGGAAGAACAAUCCAUAUCCAUGGCAAAACAUAAAGCAUGACCAAUGCUUGAAGGUUUGUUCGUUUGUUAGUUUUUUUUUUGGUGUAUUUUUAUCCACUUGGGGAUAGUUUUUUACAAAGCACAAAUAAGCCCCAAUUACAUUCAAGGCAAAAAUGAUCUGGUAACCUUACGUUGUAUGACUUAUUUUUGCAGUUUUACACCCAUACUGACUACAGCAAGCUGGAAAAUAAGAGACCAAACAUUGAUUGAAGGAUGAGUGGUGUCAAUUGACUGCACCAAUGACACUGCUGAUGAUUUGCGGCUUGCCUAUCUUACUCGUAAAUGUGGAUACAUGAUAAACAUUACUGUAUUGUUUGUGUUGUUGCAUGGUUAUUCUUUCAAUAAAAUGGCUUCUUUCUUUAAUGAGUACACUGAAAAUUCUGUUGGAUUAUGGUAACUCAUGAAACAGUCCAAAGUUGUUUUCAGGAGUAAAGUCCUCAAAAAAAAGAACGGACAGAAAAACACGUGGGUUAUGCGACAGGAAUUAUAUGAUAAGCUGGGUUUACAAUAAGCUGAAUCUUAUACAAACAUUUUGAUUGGCUUAUGCCCAUGAUCGAU